AUGGCUAUGGAAUCGGAAUGCAAUGUGGUAGAGCUGAUCGGCGGGUUCUUCCUGAAGGCGACGCUGCUUGUGUGCCAGCCUCGGACGGGGGCAAUUGAAGGGGAUGGUGAGGAGGACCGGACGUUUAAUAUCAGCAGCGCGGCUGAUGCGGGCGUGGCGGAGGCGGUGCGGGCGUGGACGGCCUACGACGGGGCGCAGGAGUUGCCGCCGCUAGUGAUAGAGAUGUUCCUGGACCUGCGGCGGCUGGGGCCACAACACACGGUGGUGCUGAAGGACCAGGACGGCAACCCGUGGAAUGUUUGCAAGGGCGGGAAGAAGUCUGAAAUCAUGCUGGAGCGGUGGUUGGUCGAACUGGACGUGGGCAAUGAGGAGGCGCGCCCGGAGGAGCCACCCAAUGCGGCUGAGAUAUACAAGCAGCUGGUGCUACUGUUCCGCUAUCUGUACACGCUGACGCAGCUACUCCCCGCGAACGAGUUGUACGCACGGCUGCACGGGCCUUCUAACCAGGGCGAGGCAGCAAUGCCUUUGAUCAAUAUAGGGACACGUAUACUGGAUGGCUCCAAGCCUAUCCUGUCGAAAGGUCGCGUGGGGCUUAGCAGAAGUAUUAUCGCCACCUACACGAAUGUAAUCAACGAGACCAAUGUGGCCUCUCAUCUGGAACAAAAAAAGAUCACUCCAAUCAGCACGGGCUACGGCUCACUGCGGAUUACAGUAUCCUAUCGACGUGACUGUAACUUUGACGUCAACGAGGUUUUAGAUUAUGAAGGCAAUAACUGCAGCAGCAGCUCUGUUGUCGAUACACACACGAAACCUGGAGUGGGCCCGCUAUCUUCAUUAAGGAGAGUGUCAAUCCACAGUAAUCGAUCCAUGUCUAUUUCUCCCCAAACGGUUUACAGCGGGACUGUGAUCCCCGAUCCAUCCCCUCAAAGAAAGUCAUCUUCUUCCAGAAUACAACCAUUCAAGGCUGGCUCUGUUGGAAGCGGCUCCCUCGCAAUCGCGAGGAAUCCAUCUGGUUCAUCUGCUGUCGCCACCCUGAGAGCGCAGAGGUCCGGGAGCGCAUCCAUCUCUACGCAUGUGGCCGACCAAGCCGUUGGCGAACCGUCCAGCGUAGGCAGCGGCGGGUCCAAAUAUUCAUCUUCCUUUGGUAAAAUAAGGCGACAGUCAAGUAUGCGGCGGUCUGGGAGUCUUGAAUUGCCUGCCGCUAAGCAAGCGAAACCUGGUGAGCGCGGAUCUGAUGAGUUGCUAGACUUUGUGAAGAUGUUGGAGGAAAAACAGGAACUAAAUGUGAAGAAGCUAUACGGUACUACCACCGACAUCUCCAGCUCGUUAGUCCGUUUUCAAUCAAUGAAAUCAAACAACGAUACACUAAGCGAAGACCUAUCUAUGAGCUACUCGCUGGAGCCUACACAUGCUCCUCAGGUAAGGUAUAGGUCUAACUCGCAUUCGCCCAUUCCAUCCAUCUCUCCCUCUGUACAAUACACCUCUAUCCCGAUGAGACUUUCCCAAAGUCGCAACGUAAGCCAAACUGAAUUAGCUAGCAGAAAGAACUCUGCUGAAAGGCUGAAAACUUUGAUUUCGAGUAGGACAGGUAGCUUCUCGGAGUCCAGGCGCCAGUCAAAUGCGGGACAAGAGGAUAUUCUCGAAGAUGAGGAUGAUGAGGCAGAAGAGAUCCUAUUGAGCAAGUCGCAUCUCAGCAACCCUACAGGAACAAGAUUGCAAUCAAUGUCGCCGCAAUCCUUAAAAAGCAUUUCCUCGUACAAUAGAGCGGCAGUGCCGUUCAAGCCUGUUUCUAACUUUUCAUGUCCCACUACAAUGGCUACCCCUGCACAUGCAAAAUUACACAAGGCAAGUAUCAGUUCAUCACCAGAUAAUCAGUCCGGCCUGGUCAAAAAGGACCACGAGCACAGCACAAUGACGGGCGGUGAUGAUGAUGACGACUUGCUAUUCUUUAUGAGUGAUAUGAACCUAUCUAGCCAAUGA
Molecule: messenger RNA, 1980 nt
Organism: Eremothecium gossypii ATCC 10895
Lineage: Eukaryota; Fungi; Ascomycota; Saccharomycetes; Saccharomycetales; Saccharomycetaceae
Gene: ATG13
Product: serine/threonine protein kinase regulatory subunit ATG13
Exons: 1
Coding region: 1-1980 (659 amino acids)
Biological process (GO): piecemeal microautophagy of the nucleus; mitophagy; autophagosome assembly
Cellular component (GO): extrinsic component of membrane; phagophore assembly site; cytosol
Source: RefSeq, marked provisional